This is a messenger RNA of Ahaetulla prasina, 1009 nucleotides long. RefSeq names its product zinc finger AN1-type containing 2A (gene ZFAND2A). Gene Ontology annotation, molecular function: zinc ion binding. The coding region runs from base 209 to 889 and encodes 226 amino acids. Gene Ontology annotation, cellular component: endoplasmic reticulum; cytoplasm. NCBI's taxonomy places the organism in Eukaryota, Metazoa, Chordata, Lepidosauria, Squamata, Colubridae. Gene Ontology annotation, biological process: proteasome-mediated ubiquitin-dependent protein catabolic process; protein targeting to ER. The transcript is spliced from 7 exons. The record is from RefSeq and is a predicted model, not a curated record.
CUCAGUUGGGGCUUCUGGUCUCCACCGCUGUCAAAAAGCCAGGAGGGGUUCUGUGUGUCCCACCACCACAGACAAGGUGGGUGGGAUCCCUCAUCUGAGCAGGAAGGCGGCCAGCAAGCCAGCUGUACGGCCAGCAGAGCAGGGAAGUGGCCAGCCCGAAGGGACGGGGUUCAAGAAGGCCAGGAGCUGGGCAGAAGGUUGACCUCGGAUGGCUCUCCAUCUUCUCCAGAGAUAUCACAGCGGUUCCCGACUGGGGGUGUGGACUUCGUUUCCUGACUUCUUCUCUCCCAGGCAGGAACCAGAGCUAGGAGGCCUGGUGGCGCUAGAAGGUAACCCUAAUUCUGGGAAGUUGGGGCCUUCUGAAGAAAUGGAAUUCCCAGACCUAGGACAACACUGCUUUGAGAAGAGCUGCAGGCGGCUGGAUUUUCUUCCUCUGAAAUGUGACGCCUGCAAGGAGCUUUUCUGCAAAGAUCACAUUAUCUACAGCCGACACAAGUGUUCUUCUGCGCAUAAGAAGGAUGUGCAGGUUCCAGUCUGCCCUCUUUGCAACACUCCGGUCCCCAUCAGAAAGGGACAGACACCCGAUGUAGCUGUGGGGGCCCAUAUGGACCGGGAUUGUCAACAGGAUUCCGCCCAGCAGAAGCAGAAAAUCUUCACCAACAAAUGCUUCAAAGCGGGCUGCAGAAAGAAAGAGAUGAUGCGGCUGGUUUGUGAUCAGUGUCACCAGAACUUCUGUCUUCAUCAUCGACAUCCUUUGGACCACCAAUGCCCAGGACGGGUUUGGCCCGUCUCCAAAGCUGGGUGUGCAGCUAUAAUGAGGUCCCUGCAAGACAAGAAUAAUUCUCCCAACUGUCAGCUCCUACAAAAUGGAUGCAAAGCAAAAAGUUGAUGUCUACAGUUGGGAUCUGAAUCUAUUUGAAAUCUGCAUAUAGCUGUCCAUCUUUAGCUUUAAAAAAAUUAAUUGUACCCCUUUGCACAUUUUCUGAUUAAACAGAUUCUUUAUAUUGUU